GCUAUUUAAGGAAUUAGCUGCUGUUUGUAACUUUUUUCUUGUGUUGGUAGAUGAUUAGACAUGACCAUCAUGAGAAGUAGAAAAGUGUUCAAAAUCCAAUGCAUACAUGCAUAGUUGAUCUUAAUAACUAAAAAAGAGAUAGCAAGCUGUAUGGGGAAGGACGGCACUUCUUUUCGUGGCGGGGCUAGGAAUAUGGAAUGACAGUGCCGGUAGCAACAUUUAUCAUGGCCAUUGUUUGUGGCACUGACAACGCAAGGUGCGACGUGUUCAUGAACAUGCUGCUCGUCAGUGUUGGAGUUGUGAUAUCCUCCUAUGGAGAAAUUAAUUUCAACAUAAUUGGCACGGUCUACCAGGUCAUGGGGAUUUUUGCUGAGGCACUUAGACUGGUGCUAACUCAAGUUCUUCUUCAGAAAAAGGGCUUGACAUUAAACCCGGUCACAAGCUUAUACUAUAUAGCUCCCUGCAGCUUUGUUUUCCUGUCCUUGCCUUGGUAUGUACUGGAGAAACCGAACAUAGAAGUCUCGCAGAUCCAAUUUAACUUCCGGAUAUUUUUCUCGAACGCUCUCUGCGCACUUGCCUUGAACUUCUCCAUAUUCUUAGUAAUAGGAAGAACAGGAGCAGUAACCAUGAGGGUUGCUGGCGUUCUCAAAGACUGGAUUCUCAUAGCUCUCUCCACUGUCAUAUUUCCUGAGUCCACAAUCACCGGUCUGAACAUUAUUGGAUACACAAUAGCACUAUGUGGGGUUGUAAUGUACAAUUACAUAAAAAUCAAGGAUGUGAAAGCGACGCAACCAAUCACUGAUAGCCUCCCAGAUCGAAUCACAAAGGAUUGGAAGGAGAAGAGGUCGUCGGAUGGUGAGAGUCCCAGAGGAGGAGUAGAGCUUAAUGAUGAGGAAGCUCCUUUGAUAACGUCUUCACGGUUGUCACAUAUCGGGCGGACACAGCUCGGAAGCCACACUGCUGUCGGAAGCAACGUACAGAUGAGACUGAGACAGACUCAUAUGUUGUCUCACUUCUCAGGAUAGUUAUGAGUUCCCCUGCGGCUGUUACAGUCAUCUGGGACUUUCAGUAUGCUUGGAUCCCUGAGGGCUACGAUCUUCGUUCCCUUAAGACCAGCAUUAAAUCUGCCCUCAAACGAUGCAAUCCUGAUUUCUUCAUAGAGGGGAAAUUGAUUGCAGUUGGACAUGCCAUUGGAGAUAGACAUCAAGCCAUCACUAUGCUCCCUGAUGACUUCGAACUCUCACCUGUCCAACCAGAUAACGCUCGUACUCCAGACCCAGAAGAUCAAACUGCUUUGGAGUUGGUCCUGAAGCUCUCUAUGAAAGUAUUACACAACAGGGCUAACAUUUUGGUCAUUUCUGGAAACCAUGAUGUGAUGGGUGCGAUUAACAGAUGGACACAAAGGGGUAUAUUUAUUAUGUUAGCCCUACCUGAAAGCUCGGACCCAAGCUUCUACCACUGUGCCAACGUGACUUGGCUUUUGUCUUCCGAAGAUCCUGAGAGAGUUGCUGCUACCAUGGUUAAUGGAGGUGGACCGAUCCCUCCUGUACCCCGUAUUAGAGGAUGAGCUUAAUAAAAUAGUGGUAGAUAUAACAAGAACUCCUAGUAAUAUCAUCUGUUUUAGUUUCAGACUCUCUUAUGCUUGCGCUGUUUUAGUUUCAGACUCUCUUUAGCUGCUUUGUUGUUUCGGAAUAUGACUUUUGAGUAAUAUUGUAGUAUUAAGCUUCUGUCUUUCUU
This is a messenger RNA of Brassica rapa (field mustard), 1737 nucleotides long. Its product is annotated as probable sugar phosphate/phosphate translocator At1g48230. The record is from RefSeq and is a predicted model, not a curated record. NCBI's taxonomy places the organism in Eukaryota, Viridiplantae, Streptophyta, Magnoliopsida, Brassicales, Brassicaceae.